Molecule: messenger RNA, 1461 nt
Organism: Malus domestica (apple)
Lineage: Eukaryota; Viridiplantae; Streptophyta; Magnoliopsida; Rosales; Rosaceae
Product: F-box/LRR-repeat protein At4g14103-like
Molecular function (GO): protein binding
Source: RefSeq, a predicted model, not a curated record
AUGGGUUCGAACUCAAAGUUAAAGUAUGCCAAUGCAUGCAACAAAGAUAGAAUCAGUGCAUUACCAGAUGAAAUUAUCUGCAACAUUCUUUCCACCCUGUCAACUAAAGAAGCUGUAAGGACCAGUAUUAUAUCACCGAGAUGGAGGAAUGUGUGGGCUCAUGUUCCCACUCUAGACCUUUGUGAUAAGCAUUAUCAAAGAGAAUUUAACCCAGUUGGUUUUUCUGAGUUUGUCGAUCGUGCACUCUGCAUUCAUAGCCCGUUCAACAAUCAUGAAUUCCGUCUCUCUAGUGCUUUUGCUGAGUUUGUGGAUCGUGCACUCUCCAUUCGUGGCACGUCCAAAAUUCACAGACUCCGUCUUUGUUGCUCUGGGGUGAAGAAUUAUCCUCUUAUUGAUGCUUGGAUAAGGACUGCCAUUAGGCUUAAUGUUGUUGAACUCGAACUUGUUCUGUAUUCUUUUGGCCGCCCUUUUGAGUUGGCUAGAAAUCUUUUCACGUGCAAAACGCUGGUCGUUUUGAAGCUUUUGCUGGAAUCAAAUAUUACCUUCACUCCUACCUCAGAUUGUUUCCCAAGUCUUAAGUUCUUCCAUGCUAAAGUCUAUGAUCCUGAUGCUGACUCAAUGGAGAAGCUCUUUUCUUCUUGCCCUGCACUUGAAGAAUUGAUCAUAGGAGGAGAUAUUGUAGCUAGUAAAGUUUUGAAUUUUAAUAUCUCAACACCUGAACUAAACAGACUGAAAAUAUUCUUGGCGGAAGACGACUUUUGGGAAGGAUCUGAGUCAAAUAUCUUUUUCAAUGUUAAUGCUCCAAACCUUGAAAAGUUUGAUCUCGAGGCGGAUUUUGUAGCAAACUAUAUUUUGAAUGCAAAUUCACUCAGCGAAGCCAAGAUUGAUCUCGAAUAUGUGCACACGUCUGGGUACAUUGACUAUGAACUUGGUUGUGUUGAUCGUCUGGAAAGGCUUUUUGCAGGACUUCUCAAUGUGAAAUAUCUGUCACUUUCAGCUCCACUUUUCGGGGAUCCUGAAUGUCACACUGAAGAUGGUUUUCAUCUGCCUGAACUGAAUCGUUUGAACCAUUUGGAGCUACUUCUUUUUACUUGCUGCAAUUGGAAAUCACUCAUAGAUUUGCUCAAGAUAUCGCCCCAUCUGGAACAUCUUGAUGUUUAUAAUAACAAGGAAUGUACGUUGGAAAAUUAUCGUGAUCUCUUGGUAUGUGAAUGGGUUCCACCUGAGUUUGUGCCUAUUUGUUUGUUGUCGCACAUCAAGACUAUUUGCCUUCGAGGAAUCCAGGGCCGGCCUGAUGAGACAGAAGUGACAAAGUACUUGUUGAAGCAUGGCGAAGUCCUGAAUAAGGUCACGAUUUAUACGUGCGACUUCCGCGUAGAAGACAAGCUGAAACUACGUCAGGAAAUUUCAAUGUUUUCAAAGGGUUCGACGACUUGUCAAAUUGAAUUCCUGGAGAAAUGA